Messenger RNA from Amyelois transitella, 529 nucleotides. RefSeq lists its product as uncharacterized. NCBI's taxonomy places the organism in Eukaryota, Metazoa, Arthropoda, Insecta, Lepidoptera, Pyralidae. Bases 45 to 410 code for a protein of 121 amino acids. The transcript is spliced from 4 exons. The record is from RefSeq and is a predicted model, not a curated record.
CGACAGACCAGCUGUAUCUGUGAUCAGUCCAGCCAGCUCGCAACAUGUACGCGAAACUCGCUCUCGUCGCCGCCCUCGUCGCCGUAGCCGUCUCCUCGCCCACCCCCGGCGGACAUGGUCACCACAAACACGUGACGAUCCAUGUCCCGUACAAAGUGCACACGGUUCACCACCACCACGUGUCCAAGGUGCCGUACCCGGUGCACGUGCCCGUGGUGAAGGAGGUCCCCGUCAUCAAGGAGGUGCCCAUCGUGAAGCACGUGCCCGUGCCGGUGGUGAAACACGUGCACGUGCCGGUCAUCAAGAAGGAGAUCGUGGAGAAGAAGGUCUACGUGCCUGUCCACCAUCACGAGGAGCACGUGGAGUCCCACGGCUGGGAGAGCGAGCCGCUGUCGCACGGCUGGCACUGAUUGAGGACUUUCAUAUUUUUAGGUUAAGGUUUACUUUUACAUUCAUCACAGCCGCGCAGGCGCACACUCACAGUAUUCAUCAGUUACCAUUACCACAUAUCAACCAUCAUGUAAAUAGG